GCGGCUGGCCCCUGAAGCCCUGCCACAGGCGCGGGGCUCGCACCAUGGCUCCGUGCGGGAGCAGCUGGCUGGCCAAUGAGGGGAGCAAGCACCUCUGUCUGCUUUUCUGGCUCUCCCUGAAUGUCUGGCUCUUCUGGAAAACCUUCCUGCUGUAUUACCAUGGGCCACAGUACUACUAUUUACAUCAGAUGCUAGGUCUAGGAUUGUGUAUUAGCAGAGCUUCAGCAUCUGUCCUCAACCUGAACUGCAGCCUGGUCCUUUUACCGAUGUGCCGUAUUCUCCUGGCCUUCCUCCGAGGAUCUCAGAAGGUUGCCAGCAGGAAAACAAGAAGGCUGUUGGAUAAAAGUAAAACUUUCCAUGUAACAUGUGGUGUUACUAUAUGUGUCUUUUCGGUCUUACAUGUUGCCGCACACCUGGUGAAUGUUCUUAACUUCUCUGUGAACUAUACUGAAGAAUUUUUGGCACUAAAUGCAGCAAACUACCGCGGUGAGGACCCCAGGAGACUCCUUUUCACUACCGUUCCAGGACUGACUGGGGUCCUAAUGGUGUUAGUUUUAUUCCUAAUGUGCACAGCUUCUACAUAUGCUAUCAGGCUUUCGAACUACGAUAUCUUCUGGUACACACACAACCUUUUCUUUGUCUUCUACGUGCUGCUGCUGGUGCAUGUUUCCGGAGGAGUGCUUAAAUACCAGACUAACCUAGAGGAACACCCUCCUGGCUGCUUUCAUCCUAACACAACUCUCCAAGAGGAUAUUCCAGUGCCAGGGAUUUUUGAAGAGCCUUUUCCUGAAUACGCUUCUGAGCCUUUCCCAGCAGAACCAGAACCAUUUGUACAAAAUAACGUUGUGAGAAUUUGCACUGAGGAACCCAAGUUCCAGUCGCACUUCCCAGAGACUUGGCUUUGGAUUUCUGGACCUUUGUGCUUAUAUUGUGCAGAAAGGCUCUACCGCUAUAUUCGCAGUUAUAAACCAGUCACGGUAACUUCAGUGAUAAGCCAUCCCUCUAAUGUCCUUGAACUACGAAUGAGGAAAGAAAACUUUAAAGCAAGGCCUGGUCAGUACAUUAUUCUACACUGUCCAAGAGUGUCAGCAUUAGAAAGCCAUCCAUUUACUCUCACAAUGUGUCCGACAGAUACCAAAGCAACAUUUGGGGUCCAUCUUAAAAUAGUGGGAGACUGGACAGAAAGAUUUCGAGAUGUACUGCUUCUCCAUUCAAGUCAGGACACAGAGAUUCUACCCAACUUUCAGCAAAGGAAUUACCCCAAGCUAUACAUAGACGGUCCUUUUGGGAGUCCCUCUGAAGAAUCCUUGAAUUAUGAGGUUAGCCUCUGUGUGGCUGGAGGCAUUGGAGUAACUCCAUUCGCAUCAAUACUCAACACGCUGCUUGAUGACUGGCAAUGCUACAAGCUCAGAAGACUUUACUUUAUUUGGGUGUGCAGGGAAAUCCAGUCCUUUCGCUGGUUUGCAGAUUUGCUGUGUAUGCUGCAUAACAAGCUUUGGCAGGAAAACCGCCCAGACUACAUAAACAUCCAGCUGUACCUCAGUCAAACAGAUGGGAUACAGAAAAUAAUUGGUGAAAAAUAUCAGGUCCUGAACUCGAGGCUUUUGAUUGGACGACCUCGUUGGAAACUCCUUUUUGAUGAAAUAGCCAAGUGUAACAGACAGAAAACUGUUGGCGUUUUCUGUUGUGGACCAAAUGAAAUCUCCAAGGUACUCCACAAAUUGAGCAACAGCAGCAACUCCUAUGGGACAAGGUUCGAAUACAAUAAAGAAUCGUUCAGCUGAAAGUCUUGGGACUAACAGGACUCUAUGGAAGAAAGAAGUGCAAUUAUUUUUUGUAAGACUUAAGAGUCAGAGCUUUGUGCUAAGCAGAUACAAUGUACCAAAGAGUAGCAGGUUUUCUUAUUUAUGAUUAUUUAAAAUUCUGAAAUAAGGAGGACACAGCAAAGUACCAAGUCACAUCAAGUGUUUAUGCUCAAAGCCAAAAGGGCUCAGAGAAGAUUUGUUAUGAUGGUGGGGAUGAUUCAUUUAUCAGUGUGUAAAUUAAUUUAAAAAACGGAAACAAACGGUUGCUUGUAUGGCUGAUUCAAGAACAAUCCAUGGAACAUCUGAAAUGUCUCCACUUCAGCUUGCUAACCUCAGUCCUCUGAAAUUGGGAUUGGUUAAAUGAACACCAGAUUGAUCAGAAUUAAAAGUGCUCUGCAAGACCGACGGUGCUCUUUACUGGCACACAAAUGAAACGGCUUUGAAAUGGAGAAA
Messenger RNA from Trachemys scripta elegans, 2258 nucleotides. It is a transcript of the gene NOX4, whose product is annotated as NADPH oxidase 4. Gene Ontology annotation, cellular component: NADPH oxidase complex; plasma membrane. Gene Ontology annotation, biological process: superoxide anion generation; defense response. The transcript has 18 exons. The record is from RefSeq and is a predicted model, not a curated record. The coding region runs from base 45 to 1784 and encodes 579 amino acids. NCBI's taxonomy places the organism in Eukaryota, Metazoa, Chordata, Testudines, Emydidae. Gene Ontology annotation, molecular function: superoxide-generating NAD(P)H oxidase activity.